ACCCGCGGCUGCAGCCUUUCCUAGGUUCCCCCGGGUGCGUGUGGGAGGGGAAGGAGCCGCCGCCGCACGCGGGUACGCGGGGAAGGAGCCCGGAGACAGCACUGGGGUUUUGUGCGGGAAGGAAAGAAAACAGCAGCAGCAGUCACAAGCCCUGGUGCUUUAGGCUACUUUGCUCUCCUCUUUUCUGGAUUCUCCGCCCCUCCCGGCCCCCUCGUGUGUGUGCCUGCGGGGAGGGAGGGCUGCAGCUCCGAUCCCGGGGCUGCUCCGCUGCUUUCUUUUGUUGCGAUUCCUCCUGCGGUAAUUUUCAGGCUUCCCUUAGUUCCUGUGAGAGCUCGCGCUAGGAGUUUUAUUCGUGCAACUUUAAUCUGCAUAGCAGCUCUGGAACGGACUGUGCAACCAGAGUAGGUUGCAGCAAAUGCGGAGUAAAGGUUGCAUAUAGUUGAUAUAUAAUUACCAGAAGGUACUCAUGCUGGGACAGUGAAUGAGCAUAGUGUUCCGCAGUGUUAUGAGAGAGCCUCUAAUACCUCGCUGAAAUACAUGGCAAUAUCUGUCAUCACCAGGAGAGAAACUGGUAAUGUGCGGGAGGACAGCACAACCCUGCUCAGACAGGUUACCUUUUGUUGUGAUCCUUUCUUCCUUCAGAAGAUUGUAGUAGGUUUCAGAUCUCUGCAGGCAGCCUUAUUGUCUCUGCAGGAUCUCCUGACAACCAGAAACAAUAGCAAUGGGUUGUUUUUGUUUUUACCUGGACAAUUCAGGCCUGCCCUGAUUGCCAUUCACUGAUGGGGGAGCUGGGUUGGGGAUAAUACUUUUUUAUUAUAGUAUUAUCCCUUUCACAAUUAAAGCUUUUGCAAUGAGGGUUUAAUGAGACACUAGAUUUUUUUCAAAUGUUGCAGUCACUUUACCUAUGUUAUUAAUGACAAUUUGGGAUUUUUAAAAUGCUUUUACUUUUAAAAAAUCCAGUGUGAUAGUUUGCAUGGGUCGGCAACUUUUCAGAAGUGGUGUGCCAAGUCUUCAUUUAUUCACUCUAAUUUAAGGUUUCGCGUGCCAGUAAUACAUUUUAGCGUUUUUUAGAAGGUCUCUUUCUAUAAGUCUAUAAUAUUUACUUUACAUACAACAAUAGUUUAGUUGUAUAAGGUUUUAAAGAUGUUUAAGAAGCUUCAUUUAAAAUUAAAUUAAAAUGCAGAGCCCCCCAGAGUAGUGGCCAGGACUCGGGCAGUGUGAGUGCCACUAAAAAUCCGCUCACGUGCUGCCUUUGGCAUGCUUACCAUAGGUUGCCUACCCCUGGUUUAUGGUUUGGUUUACUUUUGGCAUUUUUCUCCCUUUGAGCAAUAUGACUAUGAAGCUAGUUUCACUUUCAGAUUUGUAGUAGUUGGAUUUCCAGGUAUUGCAUGAAAAUUCUUGGUUUUAAAGAGCUACUGGUUAUAGUAGACUUUUUUUAAAAAAUUGACGAACCAGUUCUGUUUGUCAUCUUUUAUAAAACCUUAUUCUUACAAAAUGUACAUGUUGGGCCAUAUUUAAAUUGGUAGUGUCCCUUUAAAAGUUUCUAUUUUUAUAGGGAAGUUGUCAUUUAAAGCUUGAGAGGCAGCCUAGUGAUUUGAUGUUUUUAGUGUCAGGGAGUCACACACGGGUCUCAAAGCUUCAAAAUGAGGUAAAUAACAAUUAUAUUUUAGAUUUUUUUUAUUGUAUUAAGUAACCAAUCUAGAAGAAAAUUAAAUCUGUAUGCUAAACUUGCCUUACAAAUGGGGGGGGGGGGUCACUUAGUCUAUAAAAUAGCAGCUUUGUAAUUCAGUGGUAUAUAGUCUCUUUUAACUAGCUUUUUUGAGCAAGUUAUAACACAGACUACUGGAAAACAUAGGAAGGAUAAGUUUCCUAGCUGGGGAGUUAUUUAACAUACAAAGGAACAAAUAAUUUAGGCUUUGGUCCUGAAAACACUUAAGUAUGUGAGUAACUUUACACAGUCGGACAGGAUUGGGGCAUGGAGGCAAGAUUUCCUUAGUGUCUGCUUUAUAAAAAUUAAUGGCUGGAUGGGGGAACAUAGGUUAAAGUGUUUAAGGGUUCGUGCUCCUGGUCUUUCAUUUUUUUUCUCUUAAUCCGUAAAAUUCGGCCUGAUUUUGCAAGGUGCUAAGCACUGUCAGCUGGCAGCUAAGUCAAUUUCUCUCCUUGUUGCUGUGCAAAAGGACCAUAAAAUGGAGGCUGCAAACAGCAAGCCAAACGGACAUGGGAAACAAACUAUAAAGAAUGAUGUCAAAUAGACACACUGAAGACAGAAGUGCAUUUCUACAGCUGUUCAGCGAGUCAUUCUACAUGUUACUUUUGUAAAACAUUCAGAUAGAAUUUAUAUUUGUAAAUGUCUCAAAACCCGCUGUCCAAAACUUGUAGACUGAGCAUUCUUCACGGUCAGAAAGGAAGAGACGUGACUCAUUCGGGAUGUUUGACGGUUAUGAUAGUUGUAGUGAGGACACUAGUAGCAGCUCAAGCUCUGAUGAGAGUGAAGAAGAAGUUGCUCCCUUACCAUCCAGUCUCCCCAUUAUCAAGAAUAAUGGACAGGUCUAUACUUAUCCAGAUGGUAAAUCUGGCAUGGCUACCUGUGAGAUGUGUGGGAUGGUCGGUGUCCGAGAUGCUUUUUACUCUAAGACAAAGCGUUUCUGUAGUGUUUCAUGCUCCAGAAGUUACUCGUCAAACUCCAAGAAGGCCAGCAUUCUGGCCAGACUUCAGGUAACGGGUAAACCUCCAACUAAAAAGGCUAAAGUUCUCCAGAAACAACCUUUAGUGGCUAAACUAGCAGCAUAUGCUCAGUACCAGGCUACAUUGCAGAACCAAGUGAAGACUAAAACAGCAGCUGUCCCUGUGGAAGGUUUCAGUUGGGGUAACUACAUUACUAGCAAUAAUUUAACAGCAGCUCCUGUUACCUGUUUUAAACAUGCACCCAUGGGGACGUGCUGGGGUGAUAUCUCAGAAGGAGUGCGAGUAGAAGUUCCGAACACAGACUGCAGCCUACCUACCAAAGUCUUCUGGAUAGCUGGAAUUGUGAAAUUAGCAGGCUACAAUGCUUUGCUGAGAUAUGAAGGGUUUGAAAACGAUUCAAGCAUUGACUUCUGGUGCAACGUGUGUGGGUCUGACAUCCAUCCAGUUGGUUGGUGUGCAACUAGUGGGAAGCCUCUAGUCCCACCUAGAACAAUCCAACACAAAUACACAAACUGGAAAGCUUUUCUAGUGAAGCGACUUACUGGUGCCAAAACUCUUCCUCCUGACUUUUCUCAGAAGGUGUCAGAAGGUAUGCAGUAUCCUUUCAAACCUUCCAUGAGAGUAGAAGUUGUUGACAAAACGCAUCUCUGUCGAACACGGGUAGCAGUUGUAGACAGUGUAAUUGGAGGACGACUAAGAUUGGUAUAUGAAGAAAGUGAAGACAAAAAUGAUGAUUUCUGGUGCCAUAUGUACAGCCCACUCAUUCAUCACAUUGGUUGGUCCCGAAGUAUAGGACAUCGCUUCAAAAGAUCUGAUAUUACAAAGAAACAGGACGGACAUUAUGAUGCACCCCCACAUUUAUUUGCAAAGGUAAAAGAAGUAGAUCCAAGUGGAGAAUGGUUCAAGGAGGGAAUGAAAUUGGAGGCUAUCGAUCCCUUAAACCUGUCUGCAAUAUGUGUUGCAACCAUUAGGAAGGUGUUAGCAGAUGGCUAUCUAAUGAUCGGUAUUGAUGGCUCAGAAGCAGCAGACGGAUCUGACUGGUUUUGUUACCAUGCCACCUCCCCUUCUAUUUUUCCUGUUGGUUUCUGUGAAAUUAAUGCGAUUGAGCUAACUCCACCCAGAGGUUAUGCAAAACUCCCUUUCAAAUGGUUUGACUACCUCAGGGAAACUGACUCUAUAGCAGCACCUGUAAAACUCUUCAAUAAGGAAGUUCCAAACCAUGGGUUUCACAUUCGAAUGAAACUGGAGGCUGUAGAUCUUAUGGAACCACGCCUUGUAUGUGUGGCCACCGUAACCCGCAUCAUCCAUCGUCUACUGAGGAUACAUUUUGAUGGCUGGGAAGAAGAAUAUGAUCAGUGGGUGGAUUGCGAGUCCCCUGACCUCUAUCCUGUAGGGUGGUGCCAAUUAACUGGAUAUCAACUACAGCCUCCAGCACCACAAACAUCAAGAGAUAGCCAGUCAAGUUCAUCAAAGCAAAAGAAAAAGGCUAAGUCACAACAGUACAAAGGACACAAGAAAAAGAGGAAGAUACCAGUUGUGAAGAAGCCUGUCAGUUUGUCGAGCCUACCCAUGGCAGGUGGGGUGCGGAGGAGCUUCUCUGGUGAUGAAGAGUUGACUCCUCCUCCAUAUCGAACCCUUCCAGCACAGACAGCCCCGGAGGCCUUCCAGCCUCCCAGGACUAGCCAAGAGUUCAGUCCCAGCCUCAAAACAGUGACUUCACUGCAGCUGAAGGAGGAGUUGCUAGAUGGAGAGGAGUAUAACUUUCUUCAAGGAGCAUCUGAUCAGGAAAGCAAUGGGUCUGCCAGCUACUACAUCAAACAAGAACCAUAAGGCAGCUCAGAAAUGUGAGGGGCAGGGUGGUGGUGAUAGAGAAAAGAGCCUUUCUCCAAGACUGACUGACUGAUUUUGUUCCCAUUUCAAUAGUACAGUUGCAGAGCUGUACUUGGGGCACUUUGCUAACUGUAGAUGAAACUUCUGUUGAAAAAUUUUUGGAGAGGCAGGGAAACUAUUUUAGUGAAAAAUUUUUACAAUUUAUUAAACAAAAAAUGACAUUUUUGUGUUGUAUUUGAAGCUUUUGAAAGAAUUUUGUAAUAUUUUCAAAUUCAGAUUUAUUGUGCAUUCUUAAACUGAAAUUCUAAUUUUUUGGUAAAAUUAAAGUUUAAUUAGCAGGAUUGCAGAAAACUGUUUGAGGAGGAUAUUGUUGCAAAUACAAAUGAACUGUCAUUACAAAUGAACCUUGUUGGUACAAGUUGGGAGAUUUGGGACUUUUGUGAGCUGUAUGAGUCACACCUCUGGUUUUUCAUUGUGAAAAUACUGAACUGAAGUCCUGACUUUGGGGCAUAAAAACAUAUACAUGAUUUAAGGGGACCAGGCCUGCCAAGCCUUACUUGUGUGAGUAGCCCAAUUUCAAUGGGGGUGCUUUCAUGAGGUGUGGUAUUAACUUUUCAAGAUGGUUACUCAUUUAGGGCCUGAUUCAACACCCAUUGACUUCAGUGGGUUUUGGAUUGGGCCCUUAAUCUUGGGAUGCUCAGGUAAAUGUUUACUGAGCCCCAUGUUAAACUGGAACUUCAGCAGAUUCUCUCGUGGAAAAUUACAUGAAACUAAGUGUUUAAACUAGAAAUUCAGGACCUUUUCCUGUUUUUUAUGUUUGGAUGGAAAACAUAUUUGAGGGAGGAAGGAAUCUGAGGGCCUUUUCUCUGGUUUUUAUUCCCCAGAAAAAUCUAGACUCCUGCUUUCCAUAUCUUCAAAUACUUGGGUAUGUUGGCAUCCUCAAGAGAUGUACCAGAUGAACUAGAAAAAUACUUACUAUGAAGGCAAAAAAAAAUCUACUCUCAGUUCUGCAGAGGUUUUAAUAUUCUGCUGUCCAAGAAUAUAACAAUGGAAUUGGGAUCUAAAAAAAAAUAUUUUGCUUUUUGGCAAAUUGGACUCAUUUAGUUCUAGACGCCAGUCUCACUUUAAUCAUCCCAUUAUUUUUGACUCUUUAGCUGAACAGAUCUCUUUAGACAUAUUCGCAGAAGAUUAUAGUGACUAACAUCAAAAUAUGAGGAUUUUUAAUAAGUGCUGAAUAAUUUAAUCCCCCUUCCCAUUUUUACAUCUGUGUGGAUUUUGGCAGGUGGCCUAAUUCUUGGAGUUGAUUAGCAGCCUGAUUUAUUUAUCUUUUUCCCCCCACCCUGCAGAGUUGUGAUGGGAAGAAUGGGCAUCAAGAGCUUUAGCUUUUACCAGUGAGGUUCAUUCACUAAACUCUCAGGAAUAAACUGAAUAUGUUCUAUAAGUGCUUCUGGGUUUUUGGAGGUCCCCUUCAGAGCAGUACAAUGAUCAUCUGACUCUUGACCCAUACAGUAGGGCUUAGAAGAAAUUAAUCAAAAUUAUUAACUUCUAUGGUCCUUCAGCCGAAGAAAUGCUUUAACAAUAUCUGCCCACAGAGCCCCAGGAGACCAUUUUUUGGUACAUUAUUGUUUGAACUUUAAAAAAAAAAAAAAAAAAUGCAUAGAAAGUUGAAAACCAGCAAUUUGAUUAUUUUCUAAAAUAUUGCUCUAACUUUGGGUAGAAGCAUUGUUAAUAUGCACAGGUUUACCUCAUUCUAUGCAAGAGGGGAUGAUGAUGAUGUAAAGUUUUGUAGUUACUACUGAAAGUAAAACUUGUCCUGUAUAGUGUAGGAAUGUAUGGAAACCUUUUCUCCUCUCCCCCAGUCAAUUUUUUGUAAUAUUGAUCCCUUUUUGACAACUGUUUUCUCAUAUCAGCAAAAGCUGGUUAUCAGGUGUGAAAUAUCGGUGAGUUCAGGUGGAAAAGCUAUUUUAGCUUUAAAAUAUCCAUAUUAAAAGGACUCUGUCAAGGUUGACCAGCUUCAAAUUUACUCUCUUCAGUUCCCAGGCCCUUUAAUUCAUUUAGUUUAUUUAAAACGCAAAAAAAAAUCAGAGCCUUCCAAAACAAGGGCUGCAGUGUAGUUUUACAAUCCCAGCUCUUGGUCAGAGAGAUGUAAAGGCAAGUCCAGGAUUUUGGAUUACAUAUGCUUGAAACAAAGGCAUUUUGGUGAGCCUCGGUCACACCAAGUACGGUCUCUGUCACCUAUCAAAAAGUCAGAUUCUGCUGGUACUUCCUCAGGUUGGUUAGUACUUGAAUGCGUUGAUUUCACUGGGACUAGUCGCAUGUCAUAUAAAGAACUACUCAAUGUGAGCAAGGCUGGCAGAAUUAGGCCCACAGAGCACAAGGGAUGCAUGAGAUGCAUCUGCUUUCAUAAAGCCUCUACUUCCAUAGAAUAACAUUUAAGCCAUGUCUAUACUUCUGGCUAAGUUGGCACUGCUGCGAUCGAUGCAGCAGUGUCAAUUUAGCCGGUCUGGUGAAGACAAGCUACGUCGAUGGCAAAGUGCUCUCCCAUCAGAUGUCUGUAUGCCACCUCCCCGAGAGGCAGAAGUUAAGUCGGUGGGAGAGCGUCUCCCAUUGACGUAGCGCAGUGUAGACACCACUCUAAGUUGACCUGAGUUACAACUGAAGUAGCAUAACUUAGAUCGAUUUACAGCGUUAGUGUAGACUAGUCCUAGUGACACAAGUAGCCCAGUUGACUUCAGGAGAACCGCUGUUGUAUGAAUAUGGGUUAAUGUGAAAAGGAGUUGUGGAAUUGGGCCCAUAGUUAGCAAGUCAAAUCAUGAGGGCAAAAUAUCCAGAUUCCUGGGCUCGUGUUUGUUGCCCAUCUUCAGAGCUUGGAUUAUCCAGACUAUUAUAACCCUGAUUUGGGCUAGAUUUUAAGGGGAAUCUUUGGAUUUUUUUUUAUAGUAAAAUGCCCUUGUAGGGGGAGGGGUGGAGAAUUUGGGGGGUCUGUCAACCUUUAUAAUAUUCCUUGAAAAUGGUUAUUUAAAAACUAAACAUGGCUAUCUGCAAGCCAAAUUCCACCCUCAGAUACACAUGCUGACUUUGGUGGGAAUUUCAUGUGUAUUUGAGGAUGGAAUUUCAGUCUGGUUUCUGAAUCCAAAGAAAACUUAAAUCCUUCACCUACCUGUCAAGUACAAUGAAACCUGUCCUAAGCAAAGCAUAUAAGGAAUCACCUAAAAUUACAUGCUUGGGAGAGGUCUGUUUACGUAAAAGUUGAGCUAAAUCGUACCAGAUUCAUACUUGCAGUGGUCUUUAAAGUGGUCUCUUAAAACAGUGGGGUUUCCUGUUGGCAGUGGUGUCUUUAGUACAGGCUUCACUGUAUAUGUACUAGUAUUAAUUAAUAACAUGGUUCAAAGAAUUUUCUUCCUUCGUUCUCCUGUGAACCAUGUUACUCGGCUAAAAGAAAGGUGAGGUGUUAGAGGUCUUAAAUCUCUAUUGAUGUCUAAGUUGGGGAUCAAACAGUCAUUUCAAUAUUUGGCAUAGCAAGUUUUUAUAACCAAGGGGUAGUGCAAAUAACUAAAUUUACCUUGUAACUGCCCCCUUCCUUUAUGGCUCAGAAUUUUACUGCUGACCUUGAUUUUGUUGUUUUAAAUGCAACUUCUUAACCUUUUCCUUGCUAUGUAUAAGGAAAGCUAAAGCAUUUAUCAAUUUCUUGUUUUACGGAUACUAACACGGGUUUCAGUGUUUGUUUGUUUUUAUUAUUAUUGUUUUUAUGUGAUGUGAAUACCCUCUCCCACCAAUAUUUGUACUAUGGUGCUAAUAUAUAUUUGGUAACAAUCCUUUAUUGGGAAGGGAUUAAAAAACUGUGAUUAAGCUGAAUUUUUCUUCCUUUUAAUUUUCAUAUUUAAAAAAAAUAGUCACAGCCAUUUAUACAACAAAAAGCAUCAGCUUUUGCCCUUGGGAAAAUAUAUUGGGGUGGGAAUCAAGAUGAAAUGAAUAGGGUUUUUACAUCAUUUCUGUAUGUAUUUGAUAUAUAGAUCAAUAUCUGUACAAAUUUAAUCUUUUAUUUUCUUGGUAAUUUGUGUGGUCAAUGAGAGAGAGUUUUUAAAACUUUCUCAUGAAAUGUAUAUAAGUGAAAAAUGCUUUUGGAGAAAUUAAUGUUACUUUCAUUUUUACCAGACUGCAGAUUUUCAGCAUGGAUGUGAAAAGCAUUAAAAUUAUAACUUUGUGUACAAGAUGAAAAUAAUUCACUAAAUUUGCCUUUUUUACACAAAAUAAAAAUGUUAAAAUAA
Molecule: messenger RNA, 8783 nt
Organism: Caretta caretta (loggerhead turtle)
Lineage: Eukaryota; Metazoa; Chordata; Testudines; Cheloniidae
Gene: MBTD1
Product: mbt domain containing 1
Biological process (GO): negative regulation of DNA-templated transcription
Cellular component (GO): nucleus
Molecular function (GO): chromatin binding; zinc ion binding
Source: RefSeq, a predicted model, not a curated record